UGGCGGCGGGGUUGUUUUAUACUGAGGGUUGAGACAACAAAUGAUGGAGGCGUCGACAGUGGGGGCUAAACCAAACCGGGUUGGCUGUGUGAGCGCUCUGAAUCAGUAGCAUUCAUAAUAACAAUGAAAAAAAACUACAAUUUUGGUUAUUAUAUUUAAGUUAGUAGGAGAAGAACCGUUGUGCGGAAUCAGAUAUCCGGCUGUUCUCGGAGACAAAGCUUGAAACCGCGUCGCAUCCUUCCGUGUUAUUGUCGGACCGGGCCCGCCCAUACUCCAGAGCAUCAGUAGGAAACCUAUUACCCGGUUAUACAAAACAGACAAUACACCACACAUCACACCGGAGGCAGGCUUCUUUGAAAUGCCAGGGUCCAGCCAGCCUGAUGUGGAUAACGAGGAGACAGCGCUUCAUUGUGCCAUUGAAUUGCCAAUAGCGCCACGGAUGCUACAAAAUAACCAACUGUAAUAUUAGAUACCGACAAAUCCCACCGCCUAUUAUGGACUUCCCAGGUCAUUUCCAGCAUAUUUUCAAGCAGCUCAACCACCAGCGCCUCCAUGCUCAGCUGUGUGACUGUGUGGUGGUGGUUGGAGGCCAGAGCUUCCAGGCUCACCGUUCCAUCCUGGCAGCAUGCAGCUCCCACUUCAGAGCUCUCCUGAGCUCCAGUGACAGCGGUGAUGAGGUUGGAGGACCGGGAGCAGACAUAGGUGGAGGUGGGGGCCCCAGUGUGAUUGAGCUAGAUCCAGAGGUGGUGACCCCAGAGGCCUUCUCAACCUUGCUGGACAUGAUUUACACCUCCACCCUCUCUCCAGGGGCCUCCAAUGUGAUGGAUGUGCUGCUGGCGGCAUCACACCUGCACCUUAACACUGUUGUGAAGGCCUGCAAGCUCCACCUGUCCAGGAAAAACUUUCCUGCCUCGCCCCCAAAAGGCUGGAGGUCAGUGCAACAACAGCAACAGGGUCAAUCGUCCGGGGCGGAGAGGCCGGCCUUGCUUCAACAGGUCACAUCUGUCAUGGAGGAGGACGUCGAUGAGGAAGACGUGGUAGUGGAGGUUAGUCAGUCUGGUGGGGUUGAAGAGCAGGGGGUGAGGAGGAGGGAAGUCAGUGGGGAGCAGAGUGCUGCACAGUUUUUGAGGCACAAGAGGAAGUCAAAUGAGGACAGGCUCAGUGGCAGAAAGAGGCCCUGCAGGCUGCCUGAGGGAAACUAUAAGGAGUGUUCAUCUACUGUAGCCAGAAGCGCCGUCAGUACAGAGGAGGGUGGAGAGGAGCUGCUGUCCCCGGACUGCCUGAAGACGACCGACGGACUCUGGGUGAGCCGAGGCGAGGACGAGGUGGAAAAGAAAUACGAAGCAACCAAGGGAGAGUCCGAAGAGAUCCAGCUGCCGAGCCAAUCAGACAGCAGCGCAGGAGGUGUAGGUGCGUGGGAGAAGGGCGGAGAUCCAGAUGAAGACACUGUGGUCAAAGUAAAGGUGGGAGAAGAAGGGGAGGAAGAGGGAGAGGAGCCAAAGAUGGCGAUGGUUGAGGUGAAAAAGGAAAAUCUGAGCUCAUACUCCCCAGAUUUACCAAACAAUUCUCUAUCUCCACCACAAGACUGCACAGACAAUUUGGAUGCUCAACUAAAUGAAGAGAAAAUGGCCACAGCCUGCCCAACAGAGGGUGAUGUUAGCUCUUUGCAAUCACAGCUGUGCACAGAUGUACAAACUGAUGCACAGAGAGAGGCUGGAGAUUUGGGUGAGGAGUCAGUAGACUGCGAAGGCCUUGACAGCCUGUCAGAGCUUGCUUUCUCCUGCUUCCUCAAUCCCAGCAGUGAGAGUGUAAUGGGAGCUUUGGAGGAAGAAGACAGCCUAGCUAGCCUCACUGCUGCUGCUACUGCUGCUGCCGCUGCUGCCAGUGAUGCUCCUGCAGCUGCUGGAGAUCCUGGCCAACUGUAUCAAAACUCAGGAGAAGCCUCUUCUGCUCACUCCUCUGAUUCCUCACUAGUUUUUCCAGUAACAUCUGUCCCCUUGCAGCAGCUUCUCCCAACUCAGGGCCCUGGUUUCAGUGACACACUCAUCCUCCAGCCCACCCAGAACUCUUUAGCAGGUUUCCUGAGUGGCAUCAGACCAGGCCUCGGUCUGGAAACCUCCCUCAUCCAACCCCCCAGGGCCGGGAAAAGUUCAGGGGCAACGACCUUCCGUCGGAUCGCCCCCAAAGUGCCGCCUGGAUCAGAUCAGUCCUCUUCUUCAUCGGCGGGGGAUGCUGCCGAACGGCCGUCUCUAACCAGAGCUUCAGAGGAUGUUAUGUCCAAGUGCAAGAAAGCAGCUGCUGAAGACCAUGUUCUGUUGGUGGAAGGGGAGAAGAAAUACGCCUGCAAAAUCUGCUGUAAGACCUUCAUGAACCUGACUGACUGUAAGAAACAUAUUCGCGUCCACACAGGAGAAAAGCCCUACCCCUGUCCAAAGUGUGGCAAACGCUUCAGCCAGUCCUCCCACCUGUAUAAGCACUCAAAAAACACCUGCCUGCACUGGAAAGACGAUCAGUUAUUCCCAGAUACCCUGCUGUGACCUCCAUUUACCUGAAAGGCGCUUGUUGAGUCGCACAACUCAACACAAUUCUUUGAAAAAAAUGCACUCUGUAAACUUGAUUAUUUAUUAGCCCAUACACUUCCUGAAUCAAUUUUGGCUUUAUGUUACAUGAAUUCAAAGUCAAUAAGCUCAUGUAAUUGUUAUGCUUUUUCAUGUUCUCAACCAUGUGGUGAUUUUAAGAAAUCAAAUUCAUGAAAUGAAACGGAUACAAUUUUGCCAAACUGAUGUGAAUGCACUGAAAAUAUUCUCUUGUUUUUUUGACUGCUGUGUAAGAGGGAUGAGAAUAAAUUAUGCUUACUAGUUUUUAUUGAUCUUAAAUUGA
Perca fluviatilis (European perch) is the source of this 2880-nucleotide messenger RNA. RefSeq names its product zinc finger and BTB domain-containing protein 5-like. The transcript has a single exon. The coding region runs from base 495 to 2537 and encodes 680 amino acids. Gene Ontology annotation, cellular component: nucleus. Lineage: Eukaryota; Metazoa; Chordata; Actinopteri; Perciformes; Percidae. The record is from RefSeq and is a predicted model, not a curated record. Gene Ontology annotation, molecular function: RNA polymerase II cis-regulatory region sequence-specific DNA binding; DNA-binding transcription factor activity, RNA polymerase II-specific; protein binding. Gene Ontology annotation, biological process: regulation of transcription by RNA polymerase II.